This is a messenger RNA of Haliotis rufescens (red abalone), 2837 nucleotides long. RefSeq lists its product as uncharacterized. Lineage: Eukaryota; Metazoa; Mollusca; Gastropoda; Lepetellida; Haliotidae. The record is from RefSeq and is a predicted model, not a curated record. The transcript has 15 exons. Bases 202 to 2262 code for a protein of 686 amino acids.
UCCCCUUUCGCCAUAGAUUUCGUUCCCUGUUGUAUAUCCAUCGAAAAUGUGCACUUAUCAUGGGAUAGAAUGGUAAUUCAGACGAAAUACGAAUUUCAUCUUUUAGGAUAUAUAUUAGACAGUCGCAUUUCAAGGUUUCCUGCCAGGUGCUGAGCUGAGUGAUGUUUGUUUAGGGGAGGCGUACAGCGUGCGUGGGAGUAAAUGCAUCUUCUUGAAGAAAUUGUCUGCGUAUGUGUGCUCACAGCGGUAACACACGUGGCUGGUGACUAUGGGAAAAGAGAUUUCCGCUAUAUGGAGGAUGGGGUCACGAAGUGGUGUGUUUAUGGCACUGCAAGAGAUAUUGAACAAUAUGGCUCUGAGAGUCAGUGUACUGAGAAGGUCUUGCCCGUUGAAAAUCAUACUCUAAAUGGAAAAGAAGAAAGAUUUUAUGCAAGGCUGGCAUCCGUUGAGGGAGGCAGAAACCGAUACAUUAAAAACUGCACUGCUCCACCGAACAUCACGGGGGCUGACGUCGACUGCAGGGAUUACAACGGUAAUGUGGUUGUCCGAGUCUACGACACCUGCCGAGUCAACUGCGUCUCGCCUGGUAAGGCAGCCACCCAGGCGACAACCACAUGUCAGACUGACGGACAGUGGGAGGACGUCAAUUGCGUACCACACAGUUGUCGCCCAUUGGAGAACUUCAUGAGAUCCGAUGGGAAUGCGUCAUGUGACACUGCCGCCUGGCUUCCACUGAACUCAACAUGUUCGGUGACCUGUCCUCCGGACUAUGAGCCCGCGUCCCGAGUCUUCCAGUGUGUACAGGGCCUGUGGGACAUCUUGAAGACCUGUGCUCCGCGGGCCCCAGUUUCAAGGAACCAUGAACCUGAAGCUGCAGACGAUUGGAAGAUACCUACACUAUGCAUCGGGCUGUUUUUGGUACUCUUGGUAAUUGGAAUAUGCAUAUAUUAUAUGUAUAGAAGAAAACAUAGAAAAAAGCGAGAUUUAUCAUUGAAGAAUCCAAAAAUGGAGAAUGUGUCUCUCUUACCCACAUCCACAUCCCCCUCCUCCUCCUCCUCCUCCUCAUCUGUGAUCACCAGCACCGGUUCCAGCAGCAGGAGUGAGGGCAGUGAGCAGUUGUCACAGUCCGAGGUUGUGGUUGAUGUGGGAGAGGGAGAGGGAGAGAGUGAUGGGCUAAGCACUGAUGAAGAAGCUAAGGAACUACCCCCUUCAUAUAGAGCUGUUAUGUGUGAGGAUCUUGUUCGAAAUGGUGAUGUCUGUGGUCCUGGAUCGUGUGAAGUGAGGUUGUGGUACUGCUAUGGCGAUGACCAGUGGAUUCCUCUGUCGCCGGAGAAUGAACUUGCCGUUGCUGAGGAAACAGUAUUGAGCAUAAACGCUCAUUGCUCCAAGGGCCAUGACAUACUCAGGUUGAAAUGUGGGCCCCCAUUUAGUGAUUACCAGGAGUGGGCGGACAGGAUGACGGUGACCAUCAAACGGGGGGAUGCUGGCAGCUUCUUGUUGUGGACGCAGUGCUCCCACCUGGAGGAUCUGGUCGUUGUCGUUGUCAACAUUCAACUGACUGAUGUGACAGGCAACGUAGACCACACCAACGUAAAGGAAGUGGUCCGGGCUGAAGUCUGUCUGGGGUCACUGGCCAAUACGGUGCAAGAAGCGACUAUUGAUGCUUCCAGUGGUCCCUCCCAGCCACUGAAAGCGGAACUGACCUCCCUCCCGAGCGACCCAUGUCUGUACAAGUCCAGCCUGACUGACAUAGAGGAGAGGGUAGGGGGUGGAGCCAGAGCUGUGGGCAGAACUAUGGGCGGAGCCAACCCCAAAGCUCCUCUCCGACCUGCUAGAUCAGUUACCUCCCUUGCAAGCCGGAAUUCGAUCCCUCCCAUGAAUGAUGAGGAAUCCGAGAGUUGUACUCUUCGGCUCAGUGAACUGAGGGAAAGGAGGGACUUAAAGAAGAUAUGUGAUGAUCUUGUUCUGAAGCUGCAACCUACAAACGACAAACACAUCAAUUUGACAAUUUGUGGAGCAGCAAUGGACAUACUUGGCUUUUCAAAUGAGAGAGUGAAUUAUGUGACGUGGGCUAGGAGAGAAGACCUGCGCAACAGCCCUGCCCAUGUCAUACUAACGUACAUGAUCCAGAAGGGCACGACUGCGUGUCACCUGGUGCGGUACUUCGCUGAUCCAGACCACCACAGAGUUGACAUCAUACGUCUACUACAGACAGCACACCCUGACUGUCCUGCUUGUAGAAAGUAUUAUAUAUAUAGAUAAUGGGUCCCAUCAGUUGUGAGGCUGAAUAAUUCAUUUCCAUCCGCAAAACCCCAUUCUUCUCUUCUACCAGCACGUUUUAGUUAGAUUCUCUCUUGACACUUGCUGAAACAAAUACUAAAUCUGAAUCUCAGAAAAUUAUAGAGGUUAAGGACUGUACUGUCUCACAUACUGAUUUUUAUAUGUCCAUGCUGUUUAUAAGUGUUGACGUCCAUUCACUCUCCAAUCAACCCCCAACCCCCCCAAAAAAAUAUAUUUUAGAAAAAAUAUUGUUCAUUCACAACAGUUAUUUAUUAAUCAUCAUCAGAAACCUGGAAAAGUUAUACAUACAUACACAUGUCAUGUACAUGUACUUGAUAUUUGUUGUACUAAAAUAACUAAGAGAUCAUCUUCUUCUCAUAAGAAUGAAAGUCAUAUACCGUAUUCACCAUAAUAAGGGCCUCGCUCUAAUAUGCGCCCACGGCGAUAUUUGCUAAUAUAUUGGCUAGUGAACAAUCCCAAUUAGCACCCUUCCGAAUGAUCAAUGUACACAAGACUUAUUUAUUUGUGUAUAAUACUCACUUGUGUGUUAUAUGGAC